AUGACUCUCAAGGAGGAGUUCGCGACUAGGAACUUCAGCAUUUACGGGCAAUGGCUCGGGAUCCUGUCCAUGAUUCUUUGCUUUGCGAUCGGCAUUGCGGACAUCUUCCUGUUCAAUAUCGGGAUCAUCAUCUUCUGUGCCCUUGCGCUCGCCUCCUCAUUCAUCAUUCUCUUCAUUGAGGUCCCCCUUCUUCUCCGAAUCUGCCCUACUUCGGCGACCUUCGAUGCCACGAUCCGCAAGGUCUCGACGAACUACAUGCGCGCCGGCGUCUACGCCGCCAUGGCUGUCGUUCAAUGGCUGAGCAUGAUUCCGGCGAGGACGAGUCUGAUCGCCUGUGCCGUCUUCCUCAGCUUCACAGCCAUCUGCUACCUCCUGGCCGCUGUCAAGCACCAGGCUUUUGUCGGAAGCAAGACGCUCGGAGGUCAGGGCGUGGCUCAGAUGAUCGUAUAA
Messenger RNA from Neoarthrinium moseri, 450 nucleotides. RefSeq lists its product as uncharacterized. The coding region runs from base 1 to 450 and encodes 149 amino acids. The transcript is spliced from 4 exons. The record is from RefSeq and is a predicted model, not a curated record. Gene Ontology annotation, cellular component: Golgi membrane. Gene Ontology annotation, biological process: vesicle-mediated transport. NCBI's taxonomy places the organism in Eukaryota, Fungi, Ascomycota, Sordariomycetes, Amphisphaeriales, Apiosporaceae.